Messenger RNA from Pygocentrus nattereri (red-bellied piranha), 13446 nucleotides. RefSeq names its product pericentrin (gene pcnt). Gene Ontology annotation, biological process: signal transduction. The coding region runs from base 129 to 13034 and encodes 4301 amino acids. The record is from RefSeq and is a predicted model, not a curated record. Gene Ontology annotation, molecular function: molecular adaptor activity. The transcript has 56 exons. Lineage: Eukaryota; Metazoa; Chordata; Actinopteri; Characiformes; Serrasalmidae.
UGUACUGACAGUUAUUCCGGAGCGAGAAUCGUCUGAACUUGGAAACGAGGCUUGUGGCUGUUUUAGCAGCGAAAUCUCCGGACUGCGCUAAAAUUAUCGUUCCUCUAUGAGCUCAGCUGACUCGAGAGAUGGACCAAGAUGAAAGGCGACGGAAACUAGAGGCCGGGAGAGCAAAGCUUGCGCACUAUAGACAGCGGCGCGCGAAAGGUGACGGUGCGAAUGCGCAGAAAAAGACGCCGAAGAGGAAGAGCCAGACUGUCCAGACGAAUGACCGUUCAGCACAAGAGCACCACCUAGAGGAGCCCCAAACUGACCUCUCCCAUGAACAGGAUGGCAAGGAAGAUUCAGAGGAGUCCUUAUGUCCUGAUGGCAUCACUGGUGAUCCCGUAGCCUGUCAGUAUAGAAGGGAGACAGAUGAAGCAGAUGCAGAUGCCCUGGGAUGGAGCCUUCCUGGUGACGAGGUUACAGCAGAGCAGCCUGUUCAGAUGCAGGACCUUCUUGGAGAAAUUAUAGUUACGCACACUAGCAAAGAACAGCUCAAGCAGUUACAGGCUGCAGUGGAAAAGCGGAAUGAGAUCAUUUCACAGCUGAGUAUUAACCUGCAGGCAGCGCUAAUGAGCAGAGACCAGGUGCAGCUGGAAGCCCAGCAGUUGACUGGCCAAAUACAGGAACUGCAGCAGCAGCUACAACAGGCCAAAGAGUACCUGCGCAGUAAAAGUGUGGGAUGGGUGGAUCUGUCUCAAGCCCAGCAGAACCAGUGGCAGCUGCAGAUAGAGGACUCUCAGAAGGUGACUAGAGAUCAACAGUGCCUUUUGGCUCAGAAGGAAGCGGAAAUCACAGCUCUGCAACAGAAACUGGGUGACAUGGAGGAUUCCCUCAGUCAGCUCCAGAGUGCCUUCACGUUGAACGACAUGGGGCAAGUUAGGGCAAACUCGCUGCCUCACAGUGAACUAAUGUCAAGGACUGAUAAGAGCCCAGAAAGCAGCCUCAGCUUGAACGCUAACGCUGUGCUUCAUAAUCUGAGAACUGAGCUGGAUGAAGAGAGGCAGAACUCUAAGCGAGCGCAGGAUCGUGCCGACAGCCUGCAGAGGGCGUUGGAUAAUCUGGAGAGUGAGAAGAUUGAUGUGGAGGCUCGGUUAAUGGAGCUUCAGGCAGAGCUUCAAAAAGCAGAGGCACAGGCCCGGCAGGCACAGCAAUACAAGGCUGAGAAAGAAGAACUCAACCAGGACAUGGCUCGUCUGGAUGGGCUGGUCCAACAGCUUCAGAGCAGGCUUCAAGAGGAAGAGGAAAAGGGCAAGUGCCUGCGUUCCAGACAUGAAUCUGAAAUCGCCAACUAUGAACUGAGGCUUCAGACUCUUGAAGAAGAGAGAGGGAUGAAUGUAACUCAGUUAGCUGAAGCCCAUGAAGCUGCACUGAAGCGCCUGCGGGAGGAGCAUUUGGAGGAGGUCAGGCGUAUUCAGGAGCUGCUUGACAGAGCACAACAGCAUAACCACUCGGUUGCCCAACAUGCUGUCUCUGAGGAGCUUGAUGCCAGGCUGAACUGGGUCAAAGCCUCCAAAGAACAGCAAAACCAGGAGACAGUAUGUCAGAGUGCUGCUAGGACUGAGCCCAGUUUGGAUAUUACUGAAGAUCAGAAUGACUUGAUGGAAAGAUACUUGGCAAUGGCUGUGCAGCAUGAAAGCUCAUUGGUGGAACAAAGUCUAGAAGAGCACAGCCUCAUGGAGAACUCCGAAGCUUUUAAGUUUGAGUUGGAGAGUGAGGUUGAGUUGGAGUCAAGAUUUUCUGACCACCGUGAUGCAGCUGAGCUCACUGAUUCAGCCUUGUCUGUACAGGCAGACCAGGCAGAGGAUGAGCCACCUGACCUGGGUGGGAUGUCUUUCACACAAGCUCAGUGGCAAAGCUUCAGCUCUACCUCGAAGGGUCUGGAUGAAAGUGUGGAUAAUAUAGAUUUAGGCAAGGAGCUUCUGAUCCAGCAGUGCAGGGACUUGACUGACCAGUUGGAGGAGAAGGAGAGACAGCUAGAGGUUCUUCAAGAGGAGGUCCGAUGUUCAGCUGAGGAACUGGACGAAGCACGAGAACGAUGGAGCAAAGCUUCAGAGGAGCUUGAGGAAGCGAAGUGGGAGCUGGAGAUGGAACGGGAGAAGAGACUUCAAUGUGAAGAAAUUAUCAGCCAAAAAACUCACGAGCAGGACAACUUGAAGAACAAGCUUAGCUCCUUACAGAGCCAGCAGGAGAGAGAGCAGAUAACGCUGGACGUCACAGACCUCAGUGAAAAGACCCUUUCACCCCCUGAGGAACUUCUGAAGGAACUAGGGGAGGAGAAGGUGAAGCUGGUGCUGCAGCUCAAACAGCAGGAGCAACUGGUCAGGGAUAUCCAAGAGCAAAAGGUAGCAGGAGACUCUGUGAGCAGUGAGGUGCAGGCACUAUUUGGUCGGCAACUGUCCUUCCUGCAAGCCCAAAGGGACCAGCUCAUGGCUCAGCUGGAGAACCAAAGGGAAAAGAACCAAGCUACGUCUAUGUUGCUAGGCCAGAAGACCAUUGAGGUGGAUUCUGCCAGAAGGGAACUCCAGCAACUUCGAGCAGAAGUAGAGGAGAAGGUGGAGAAUCUACAAAAGCUGGAGAAGGAUAAAACGGACCUGGAAGCAAAGUUGAUGUGCCUUAAACAGAACUUGAGUAAUAUGGAGGAGGCUUUGACUCAGGGCGCAGUGGAGAAAGCCGCCCUGGAGAUGCGUCUGCAGGCCCUAGAGGAGCAGACCCAGAGCAUGGAAAAGGUUUUGGAAUCAGAACUUGAGAACUUUGAGGUCCAGCUUGAAGCAAAGGAUAUGGACUUGGAGCAGUUGAAGGAAGCAAAAGAGAAGGCAGAGGAAGAGCUAAUGGAGAAAGAGAGCACUUUCCAGAAGGAGCUGGGAGAGCUCAGACAUUCUCUGGACGGCCACUUGAGAGAGCAUGAAGAGGAGAAGAACAAACUGGAGGAGAAACACCAAAAAGAGUUGCAAGACUGGAAUCUGCGUUUGGAGAAGGAACUCUCCUCACUGCGGGCCAGCCUGGAAGAAGAACAGAAGAAACAGAUCGGCCUUGUUAAACAGGUACAUGAGCGAGAACGUCAGAGAGAGUUGUCGCAUCAGGCAGCUCAGCGGAGAGAGGAGCUGAACCAGCUGAAGGCUGAGCUCAUGGAGGAGCUGAGAGACAGCAUGGAGGCUGCACAUCAGGCAGAACUGUUGCAAACACAGACACAACAGGCUCUAGAGCUGGAGGCUUUGCGUCUGAGCCUGACUAACCUGCACACAGCCCAGCUGGAGCUGUCCCAGGCCAACCUGCAGAAGGAGAAGGAGGCAGCACUGAGCGAGCUACAGGCCAGCCUAAGGGAGAAGUGGGCCCAGGAGAGUGCCAUGCUCCAGGCCCGCCAGCAGUUUGAGCUGGAAAGGCUCCAUGAGCAGAACCACGAGCAAGAGACACAAGCUCAGCUCCAACACCAGGAGGAGAUCAAUGCUCUAAAGUGUGAUUGGGAAAAGCGUAUCUCUGAAGAACGGACUUCAGUGGAACAGCAGCAGGCCAGUAAAAUAGAGGAUGCCAAGGUCCACUGGUCAAAAGAGGCUGAAAAGGAGCAGCUGGAACUCCAGAAACAUUUACAGAAGACCCAGCAGAGACUGACUGAGACCCAAGCAGGUCUUACCAAAGCAGAAGCAAGUUUGGCUGAAAUGCAGGAUAGGCUGGAUGAGCUUCAGCGCAUUAAAGAGCAGGAGAUCAAGAAUCUGGAGUCAGACCUGAGUCAAGCAUGGGCUGACCGAGACUCUGCUGCACGUGCUGUUGAAGAGCUUGUUGCUAGUCACAAAGUGGUGCUACAGGAACAGCAAGCUCAUGUCAGAAGUCUAGAAGAGAGGGAGAAACGGCUACAGCAAGAGGUGGAUCGUCUGCAUGCAGAGAAGGAUACACUAAAGUCCAGCUCAGAGCAGGAGAUCAACAACUUGUGGUCUCAGUUAGAGAGCAUGAGAACAAGCAGGCAGGAACUGGGAGAGCUGAAGGAGCAGCUUCUAGCCCGCUCAUCACGGGUUGAUGACAUUGAGAGGCUGAAGCAGGAGUUCACACAGCAGCGUCAAGAUCUGAAGGAGCAAAAUGAGGCUGAGCUGGAGAACCUGCGCACGUACUUCGAGCAGCGCUUGCGCUCCAACGAGGAAAGUCACAGGGAGGAGAUUGCCCUGCUGCAGCUGCGUCUUGUAGAGGGAGCCCUGGAGGAGUCGGUCCUCAAGACUGGGGAAGCGAGUUUCCUUUCUGAAGGGAAGGCUGAGGAGGAGAGGGCUGAUGUACUGGCUGAAAUCACUGAGCAACUGGAGAAACACAAGGCGGAACUAGACACAUUGCGUCUGCAGUUGGAGGAGAAGCACAGGCAGGACCUGGAGCAGCUGCGCUGCAGCAUGGCCCUGUCCUACAGAGAGGAACUCCUGCAGGCUCGCACAGAGCUCACUGACCGCUACUACAGCGACAUUGAGCAACUGAACACCAAACAUGCACUAGAGAUCGAACAGUUGCGUGCAAAGCUCUCAGACAACCAUAUCAAAGACAUAACAAAGUUGCGGCUGCAGUCAGCUGCAGAGGUGGCACGUCAAGUGGAAGCUGAGGUGGAGGAGAGGACUCGGGUGCAGACCCAAGAGCACCAGACCUGGCUAGCCCAGUUGGCCUCAGAGACUGAACGCAUACUGAGCCUGGAGAAACGGCUAGCUGAGCUCACUCUCCAGCACACCCACGAGCUGGAGAGCGCCACUGAGCGCAGCACAGAUGAACUGAGAGAGCUGGAGGACAGGCUGCAGAAAAACUUUGCUGAGGAACUGCGCAAACGUCUUCAGGAGGCACAGCAGGAAGAAAGGAGCCGUGUGAAUGAGGAGCUCUCUCACCAGAGCAGUAAAGAGCAAGCACAGCUUCAGGAGCAGCUCCAGGCUGAGGCUGAGGAGCGUCUGGCUUCCUUGAGAGAGGAACUCCAGCGAGCUGCAGAGAAGGAAAGAGCGGAGCUGGAGCAGAAGCUUGCCCAGGCUCAGGAGCUCUUGUCUGUGGAAAGAGAGAAGCUGCAGGCCCUGCAGGCUAGUCUGGAAAGUGAGGAGAGCCCUCAGGUGGUGGCAGUGAAGCAGAAGCUCAAAGCUCAAUAUGAGAAUGAGCUGCGCACAGCCAAGAGCACCAUGGCGGCUGAAGUGAAGGAACUAAACGUGUUGUUGCAGGAGCAGACUGAGGCUAAACUAAAGGAGGCCCUCUGCAGGCAUCAAGAAGAACAAAGGCAGAUGGAGGAGAAACUCACCCAGCAGAGAGAGUCUGAUCUCCAGAAGCAAAGACAACAUGACCAGGAGCUGGAGGCCCAGAAAGCUCUCUUGGAUCAGCAUGUCUCAAAACUACAGCAUCUAGAGAAAGAGUGCCAGGAAGUCAAAUUGCGACACCAGGAGGAGCUUGACUCCCUUUCCACCAAUCAUAAAGCAGCCCUGGAUGCCUUUGAAGCAGAGUUGACUGAGAAACACAGGACAGAGCUUGAUAAACUGCAAGUGGUCCUUGAGGAGACUAAUCUGGCACAGCUUGAAGCCCAGGAGGCGGAGUUAAAGGCCCGCCACAAACAGGAAAUGGAGGAGCUAGAGACUAGGAUGCUGUCUAACAUGGACACUCUGGAGAGUACAUACCUCAAAGAGAUCCAGGCAGCGCGGGAAGAGAAGGAAGAGGUGCUGCAGAAGCUCCGGGCCUCGAUGGGGCAACAGCAUGCCAAAGAGAUGGACAGAAUGAAGGAGAACCUGAAGCAGGAGCUGACUAAAGUCCACAUGGACAAGUUCAGCUCCAUGGCAACAGAACUCAGACAUGCCCAUGAGGAGGAGUUGUCUCUGGCCCUCUCCUCUCAGAAGGUUGCUCUGGAGGCAGAUCAUCACUCUGCGUUGGAAAUCCUUCAGCAGCACGUGUUGGAACUGGAAAAGCAGCACAGUGCUGCUCUGCAGGAGAUCACAGUCCUGAGCACCAUGGAGAAGGAGCAGCUGCAGCAACAGCUGGAUACACUGACUGCCCAACACCAGCAACAACUACAGGAACUGAGGGGAGCUUCUGCUAGAGAGAUAGAGGCUCUGCGCAGGGAGCUGGAGGAGGAGGCAUCGCGACGUCGUCUCCACUUUCUGGAGGAGGCAGAACUUCUAAAGUGCCAAUCGGAGGAGCAGCUACAGCAGAGGAUUGCACACAUAAAGGAGGAGAGUGAGCAGGAUAAGGCUGCUGCUCUAGAGGAGCUAGAGAAGAAGCUGCAGGAGCAACAUCAGCAAAACGAACUCUGCUACACAGACAAGAUGAGUCAGCUCACUGCACAACUCCAACAGCUCGACACAGUGGUGUCACAGCUGCGUUCUGAGGUGAGUGGCCUGCAGGGGGAGCUGGAGGGUAAGCGCUCAGAGAUGGACACACUGGAGACUCUCCUGCAGCGGCGAGAGCGGGAGAACCAGGAGGGAGCCAACCUGCUGGCUAUGCUUCGUGAUGACCUCAACACUGCCACACAACAGAGACAAGAUCUUCAGUCAGCUCAUGACCGAAUACAGCGAGUCCUCCUUGAGAUGCUGCGGGUAACCAUGGCAACCGAAGAACACAUCAACUGCAGGCUGGGGCCAUGUGUGGCAGGCAACUGCCCUGGAGACAAUGCUAGUGGCAGCUGUGACCCUCAAAAGACAGACGGUGGUACUGCAGAGCAUGUGGUAGAUUGCAGUGUUUUUUCCUCUGUGACUGAUGAGGGUCUAGAGUUGUCCCAGCGGCUGUGUGAGAGUAUAUUCUCUGGUCCCGAGGGUGAACUGGACGCAGAGAGAGAGGAGCUGGUCCUAGAGCCUUGCACUCGCCUAAGCACUGCUGUGGACAAACUGCUGGAACUAGUCUCGGAGUCCACAAAGCAGCUGGAACAGAUGCAUGCUUUGCAGGCUGCAGUGGACGCGCAGUUCAGCGAGGGUGGUGAGGCCAGAAAUGCUCUGCUGCUGCAGCACUCUCAGCUCUUAGAGCAGCUGGACCAGGAGGCCAGCCUGAAGAGUCAGCUCCGGCUAGAGCUGCACAAGGCUGAAGGUCUGAUGGACGGUUAUGUUGCGGAGAAGGCCAUUCUGGAAGAGGCCCUACAGCAGAAGGAGUUACAGGAGCAGAGGCUGGUGGAGGAGCUAGAGCGCGCACGGGUUCAGCUGCAGGACCUCAGCGAGGCUCAUGCUGUCCUGCAACGGCAGAGAGACGCACUCGCUGCAGGCCUCGGAGACACUGAGAAGGGCUGCCCUGAUGUAGGGGAAGAGAAAGCUCUGCUGGCCGAAGCUGACCGGCUGGGGCAGGAGCGCAUGGACGUGCAGAGACAGGCGGAGAAGGACCGUGGUGGGCUGGCUGCUCGGCUGCGGCUGCUUGAGCUGGCAUUGGAGGAGCAAGAGGGCCGCACACAGCAGCAGGAGGAACAGCACCGGGCUCAGACGGAAGACCUGCAGCAGCACAUUGAUGCCCUGGAGAAACAGCUUAAACAUCACCGCCAGUUCAUAGAUGAGCAAGCAGUGGAAAGAGAGCAUGAGAGAGAUGAGUUUCAGCAGGAGAUUAAGAACCUGGAGGACCAGCUGAGACUACCCACCAAAGGACACGCAGGAGGGAACAGCAAGGGUCAGAGGAUUGAAGAAUUGGUUAUCCAGGUGGAAAGUCUCCAGGCUCUCAUUAAAGACAAGACCGAAGACUACAGCAUGCUGCUUUCUGCUAAAGAGCAAUGUCAGCGAGAUCUGGAGGAGCGCAAUGAUGAAAUCGAUAAGAUGGCAUCUCGGAUUCGGGAGUUAGAGCAGGCUCUCCUAAGCAGCGCUGAGACUGGAAGGGCCGUCACGCAGUUGGAGCAGGAGCUGCAGAGAGCUCGGAAGAGUCUGCAGGACCUGUCUCAGGAUAACGAGGCUUUGCAGCAGCAGCUAUACUCUAAUAAACUCCAGAUCUCAGCCUUGCAGUCCAAACUGGACGAGACGAGACACCGCUUUCCUGACUCAACUGCUGACCCCAGUCUUCGAGAACAGUUAGAAACGCUCCAACAGGACCUGCAGAGCAAAGAGGAGCAGGUGGAGGUGCUGCUGGAGCGAGUAGAAGAGCUGGAGAAAGCUCUAGCAGUAAGGGAGGAGGAAGUCAGGCAGCUCACCUUACAGCUUGAACUAAGCAGCAGAGAAAGCGGAGCCCGUGAGGAGCAGCUACAGCUUCACAUCACACAGCUGCAGGAGACUUUGAGUGCUCUGCGUGAAAAGCAAGAGGAGAAAGGAGAGGACUCUUUAAUGCAGCUCCCUGCUGCUCUGUUAGAGGAGAAGAACCUGGAGAUUGACCACCUCAACCAACAGAUCCUCAGUCUGCAGCAGGAGCUGGAGACCACGAAGGAGAACAAGGUUGUGGAGGAAAAGCAAGCAGAGAUUGAAGAGCUGCAUGCUCAGAUUGAGCGUCUUCAUAGCGAUCAGGAGCGUCUGCGGCAGGCCAAGGAGGAAGAGGCGGAGCAGCUGCACGAGGUCAUCCACAAGCUGCAGGAGGAGUUGAGCCAACUGGACCCCAAUCGCCAUGAAGUCAGUGACCCCAGCCCUGAACCCCCUGACUUUCCUUGGUCCCCCCGGCCCAAGCACGGCACGGAGGAGAGCCUGUGCCAGGAGCUCAGCAGUGAGUCGCUGCAGAAUUCCCGCACCAGACUCCGGGAGCUCCAGGCAGAUCUGGAACAUUCGGCAGAGGAGAAGGAGGCACUGCAGAGGCUGCUCCUGUCACAGGAGGAACAGUACGGCAAGCAGGUAGAGACUUUGGGCCGCAGCCUGGGGGAAGAGAAGGGUAGGCUGGUUGUUUUGGAGCAGGAAACGGAACACCUGAGGCUCCAAGUAACUGAGAAAGAGGAUGAAAUGACCAAACUGCAGGCCUGUCUGCAUGAGCUGGAGGAUGGGGAGAAGGCCCAGCAGGUCAGACUGAAGGACCUAGAUCUACAGUUGAGGAGUGCGGAAGAGAGGAGAGAGGAGGCUCAGCAGGAGCUGGCCAGACUGCACGAGGAGGCACGAAGGGAGAAGGAAAAGCGAGAGAAGCUUGAGGGUCAAGUCAAAGAGCUGCUGCACAAGUCAGAGGAAGCCCAGAACACUACAGCAGAGCUUGGGUCACAGAUCACAAAGAUGGAGGAACUGGUCCAGUGUGGAAGAACAGACAUCGCUACUUUGGAGACUGGGAAGAAGGAACUGUACAUGGAGAGACAGGCCCUGAGAAAACGUGAAGGAAAACUCCAAGAGGAAAUAGAGAGGCUGAAGCAGGAAGUGACGUCAAAGUGCGAACAGAUACAGGAACUGAAUGCAGCACUGGAGGAGAGGGUGAACAAACAGGAGGAGGCACAUAAAGAAGUUCUGACGUGUGCAGAGGAGACCUUGGCCAAGGCAGAGGCAGCUCUACGAGAGCGGGAGGAACAGCUGGCUCAUCUGAGGGCGGAGCAUGAUGUACUGCGGGCGGAGCUUGUGGCAGUGAAGGAGGGGCUCAGCACCAGUACAGAGAGAGCAGAGAAGCUACGGGAAGAGGGACAGACUAAGGAUCGUGCUCUGGCAGAUCUGGAGGUAUAUAACCAGCGUCUUCGGGCUGAGCUGCGAGAUUUGCAAGACGAUCUGGCUGUGCAGGAGGAGGAGCUGGCCUACCAGCAGAGGGAGCUAGAUGAACUGAGGCAGCGCUGUGGCCGCCAGGAGCACACUGAGCUCCCCAAACCUGAGCACCGCUUCCUUGAGGGCUUGUCCCGAGACGCCUCUCUGUCCUCCCCGGAGGUGCUGCGGCGACUGGACUGCAGCGAGGAGCGGCCCUCUCGCCUCCACGCCUCUCACCUGUCCGAGCUCAGCGCCCUGCGCAACACCAGCCUUGACCUGGGCACCAAGCCAUCGCCCAUGGAGCGGGACAGAAAUGAGCUGAAACGUCCACUCAUGCUACCACCAGAGACAGAUCCACCCAGCACACGCUCUCCCACUGCCUCACCACGCUCACUCUCAGUCUUAGAGAACCUGUCCGUGAUUGAUUCACUGGAUGCUGAUAAGGUGCGAGAGUUGGAGAACCUUGAUGUGACGCCUUCUUACUCUCCUCUUUGUUCUACCUCCCCUGUAUCUGUGCCAGAGUGGGCCAGUGAUGGAUACGGCAGUAAUGUGAGCUCAGAGUUGGAGGCCAAGCUGAAGCUGGAUUUGGAGCGUUCUGAGCAUCUGGGCUCCCACUUUGUGGAGUACAUGCGCUGCAGAGGUAUGGAUCCUGAUCCACAUGCAGACAGAGCCCCAGACAACCAGCAUCACAGCCAAGAGAUGCUUUCCCCUGAGCUACAGGACCUGCUGCGGCGGGUGUACCAGGAGAGCUGCAGAGUUCUGUCUCUGUCCCAUCGUCCCACCCCCACUGGCCAACCCCGCCCAGAUUUGGAGGAGGCUCCACCCCCCUCCUGGCAGAGGGAGAGACGGGCCUUGCAGGAGACUGUGCUGUCCCUUAGAGAGCUGCUCUGCAGGAUGGCGGAGCGUGAACCCAAGGCGGAUGGUGGUGAUGUGGACUGGCGAAGGGAGCUGUUGCAGGCUGUGCAGAGUGUGUUUGACAGUGAGAGGGAGUGGCUUCACGCACAGCUUCAGACUGCCGUGACAACUAACACGCACAUUGAUCAUACAUCCCUGCUGGAACAAUUGGAGCGGCUGCUUCAGAAACAGGAUGAGCAGCAGAGGAAGUCUUUGGAGCAGUUGCUGAGUGCAGAUCGGUGUAGCCUACUGACUGAAAUUCGCAGUUUGCAUGCACAGCUGCACACCUGCACUCUGCAGAGUCAGGAGCAGCUGCGAGAGCUGCACAACUCCCUCCAUACUAUGAGGGAGCAGGGUAUGCAGACACAACAGCGGCUGCAGAGAGAAGUUGAUGACUUGGGGAGGCAGUUGCAGCAGGAACAGACAGUGUCACGUGACCUGCAUUGCUCUCUGGAGAAGGAGCAAUCCAGACAGGCUGAGCAUUGUAGCCAACUGGAAGCAGAACAGAAGACUAUUUUGAUGCUGAAGGCAGAGCUACAGGAGAGCAGUCUACAGCUACAGUCAACCUGUAAAAGCCAGGAGGACCUGCAGAGUCAGAUCCACAAACUUCGGCUAAAGCUGGAGAAUGAGGAGCAGGAGCACCAGGCUUGUGUAGAGGCUGUGGAGAGAGAGCAGGUCAGAGUGAAGCAGCUCCAGGAGGAGCUCCUUCAGGAGAGACUCAACAGCCAACAAACGCUGGAAGAGAAUGCACAGACUCAGGAGUCUCUGCGUGCGUCCCUCAGCGAGCAUGUGACCCAACUGAGCCAGCUCAGCUCUGCACUAGAGCAGGAGCGCAUGGUCGUCAGUAAUCUGCGCUCGGAGCUGCAGAUCGAGCAGUCUCGCUGUGAGGCCCUGCUGGCUCAGGAGCGGGAGCGAACUCAGCUGGCCCUCUCGCGCCUAGAAGAAGAGCGCUCACGUACGGCGCAGCUAUCAGACUCUUUCUCGCUUCAAGCUAAGGAGCAUGCACGCCGUCUGGAGGAGGAGGCCCGCACACAGGAGGCAGCCAGUGCCCACGACAGGAAGUUCAUCCAGGACCUGCGGGCGCAGCUGGAGCAGGAAAGGCAACAGGCUGAGGAGCUUGCUGGCAUGGUGGAAUGUCUGCAGGCCCAGGUACUGCAGGGCAAACGCAGGCAGGAAGAGCGAAGGGAGCAAGAGGUGCAGAGGGAGCAGGAGGAGGUGAAGACACUGCGGAAAGCCCUUGAAAGCCUGCAGGCCCAGCGGUCAGAGGUCAGCUGCAGUCUGGAGGCGGAGAGACAGCGAGCCUCACAGCUUCAAACGGAGCUAGACUCCAUGAAGGAGAAGCUGAGGGCAGUGAAGGAGAGGGAGGAGCAGAGAGAGAAGCAGAGGAAGCGUGAGAAACAUGAGCAAGAGGACAAAGAGCGGCGGCAGGAGCGCACCAAUGAGAAAUUGCUGGAGCUGGAGGUGCUGCGUGAGCGUGAUCAGCAACGUCUGAGGCAGUUGCAGCAGACUCUGGCUGACCUGGAGCAGCAGGAGAAGCGUCUCACUUCAGAACACCUGCACAGAGACGUGCACAUCGUGGAGAACACACAUUUAUCCACGGGCCACACACGAAGAAGCCACAUACAGGACUCUCCCUCCUCCUCUUCCUCCUCUCUGGUGGAGCGCCUGCUAAAGGACAAUUCUGAGCUAGCAGAACGUCUGGCAGCUUUGAGUGAGGAGAAACUUGCUCUCAAACACACUUUGUCCUGCCUGGAGAGAGACCUACAGAACCUCAAACGCAAUGAACAGGAGAAGUUUCAUGUGCAGAUGGACUCGUCUGCAUUAGCAGAGAAGAUGGCCUGGCAGAAGGAGAAGGUGGCCCUGCAGGCUGCUCUAUACAAGGCUGAGACAGACCUCUCAAAGGCCACGGCCAGCAACGAGAACAGACCCUUCAGUGACCUCUCUAACAGCAAGGUGCAGAGACUGUAUGAGAAGUACCUGAGGGCAGAGAGCUACAGGAAGUCACUGGUGUAUCAAAAGCGCUACCUGCUGUUGCUGCUCGGGGGCUUCCAGGACUGUGAGCAGGCCACACUGGCCCUCAUAGCCCGAAUGGGGGCCCAGCCAUCUCUCAGCCACACACCGACCUCCAGACCACUCAGCAGAUUCAGGAGCGCCGUCAGAGUCCUCAUUGCCAUCUCCAGACUGAAGUUCCUUACUAGGAAAUGGCAGAGGGUGACAAGGAAAGGUUCAGUAGGAAGUGCCACAGUUAACAGUACAACUAUGAGGACAGAAGUUCUGAAACCACAACAGACUGGAGCUUCAUUCAACUCUCCCCCGACCCGCGACCGCAUCUUAACCCAGCGUGGUGUGAUCUCUCCUUUAGUGCCACCAGUUAAAUCUCCCUUCAGACUACAUAACAGAGGAUACCUUAGCAGUGUUCUGGCCCCGUCUGAGCGUACCAUCACCCCCUCCCAGGACCAGGAGCGCUCCCUUGCUGAGUACAUUAAUCACCUUGAGAAUGUUCAACAGCGUCUAGGAGCUAUUCGGCCAGAUUCCCCUUCCAUGCCAUCUUAUUCCAGAAAGUCUGACCGAUGAACCACUGAAUAACUCAGCAGUGACCAUUGACCUUUUUACCAUUGCCAGUAUCUGUGUAAAUUCAGUAUAAUUGCCACUUGAUACUUGACGUUUGUAUAAUGUAAAUAAUUUUUUAAUGGAUUUUUUUUUUAUUCUUUUGUUCUAUUUGUUUCAAAUUACUGACUGCACUGACCAUCUGAAUGUUUGGUAAUGGUCACGGCUGUUUUCUCCAUCAUAUCUCACGCCAGAUGGUCUGUAAAUACGCUCGCAGAUGUUACCGUUACAUGUGCGGCUUAUCCAUUUUUAUGUUUGCACUGGAAUCUGUAAAGAAUCAGUCACAAAGGUGCCCGUUUUGUAAGUUUUUUUUAUUUCCCUUUUAUAUAGAACUUUCUAUGUGAUUCAAUAAAUAUUUUAAUAUUUGAAGUGUUUUCAA